AUGAGGGCUUCCCUCUCGGCAGAGUCCCGUAGCCAACAUGAAGGAUUGCAGAAGCAGUUGCAGGACACGGUGAAGAGUCUGCAGGCUCAAUCAGAUGCGAAAUUCGCGGUGAUUGAGGCAAGAUUGGAUGCUCUUGAGGCGACUUAUAGACGGUGCCCAGAUGACGGACAAGCGUCGCCACAUUCAACUCAUGGCUCGCGUGCGGGAAGAACCAUGUACACCGGCUGGGCAAAUCAGCAAGCCCCAGGUUCUACGAGAGGCUUUGACCCGCAGGAUCCUACCUUCCAGAUGGUUGUUGGGGGGUUUGCUGUGGACAAGCGACAGGAAAUCGAUGAGUCUCUGAAGGUCUUGUACGAGGAUGAGGAGUUGAAGUUGCUUGUACAGUCGCAUAGGUCGGACUUCCGUGACAACAAAAUUGUGCAUCUUAAGGUUGAACCUGGUGACGGAUUUCGCUCCAUGAGACAGAAGCAGCGGGCAUUCAUUGCGAGAUGGAAAGACAUCACGCCCAAAAGCAAGGCCGCAUGUUCCCGUGACAAGCCUUUGUGGGCGAGCCAGAAUCGCACCCCAGAAGAGCGGGCUAGGAUUCGAGCUGUCGUGUUGACCGUGCGCUUCCUGGAGCAGCUCCAGCCCAGCUUGGCGUCGGAAGAGAAGCACAAAGUUGAGCUUGGAUGGCGUAGGGGGGAAGUGUGGGUGCAUGAUAAGCGUGUGUUGCAGAGUGUGAGUGCGCAAGCGCCGACUUCAACCGCCCUGCCAAUCAAGCAUGUCAACGGUGAUGAUUCGCCAUAUUGGUUGAAUCCGGCUCAGGUGGCUGAGGCGCUUGGCGUGACUGAAGAGACUGUCGGGGGACUUGCGAUUGCUGCGAAUUCAUGGGAGCUUGACCCGGUCACUGUUCCCGAUUUCACUCUUGUUGCGACGUCGGCGCCGGGUGCUUGGUUGAACCAGGUCGUUGCUUUCCGCAACUCUGCCUUGUGCUCCCUAGACGGCGUGCGCCUGUGUAGCGGCGGGUUGAUUGUGAGGGCGAAGUUGGCCAACUUGACGAAGCCUGUCUGGUUCGGUAGCAUGCAUUUCCCUCACUCAGGCCGCUCACUGGAAGCCUUCGAUGACAGCGUUCAAGACUUUGUUGAGACUGUCGCCUCCCUGCCUGGCUGUUUGUGUGUGGGGGCUGACCUUAAUGUUGAUGUUCAUCAAGCUUGGCUGUAUGAUGGCAGGGCUUGCUUGGCGUGGGACGUGCUGCAUGAAAGGGGGAUGCAACUCCAGUCGCCUGGCGAGCCCACGUGGGUGUCACAUCGUGGCACGCAAAAAUCUCUGGAUUACUUCAUCACCAGGCUUGCAAGCCCUCUGCGUGUUGCUGCUGAAGCAGUAGUGUUGCCACACCUCCGAAUGGCGCUAGGCACUGACCACCACUGCGUUGCGUUGGAAUUGAGUGCCCAGCGGUUGAAACGGCGGGACUUGCGCGACGCCAAUGUCUUCCAUUCGUGUGGUAGAUGGCAGUUCCCGUGCGAUGCUGUGCGUGACGCGGUGGAGUUGCUACGGGCGUAUCGUCCUGUCGACAAGCCGUGGACUGCUCUGGACUUUGCUUGGGGGCAUCCGGGUGCUAUCCGCCACCUCCAGCGGAAGAAGCGUUCGGACAUGCAUCGGUUCUUCAUACAUCAUCAUGGUGCGAAGCAAGCGGUCGCCCACUUGAAAGCUUUCAUGCUUGAGAAGUUUGGCGAGGCGGGCGAUGAGGCCCGCCGUCGCUGGGAGGAUGAACUGAGCGAGGCCGCGUCGUCGGCUGCAUGCUUGCCUGUUGGUGAUUUCAGCAUGGAAGAGCUUGUGUGUGCUCAGUGUGUGCUGCAGCUGAGUUGA
Molecule: messenger RNA, 1845 nt
Organism: Symbiodinium natans
Lineage: Eukaryota; Dinophyceae; Suessiales; Symbiodiniaceae
Source: the annotation of a GenBank genome assembly